AUGUCCGACAAAUAUCUAGCCACUCCCAAACCAGCACCUGAGCUUACCAUACCACAAUCCGACAAGUUCGUAAAGGUAUCGAUCAUUGACAGCACCUCGUAUGUCGAGUUGCCCAUCGAGGAGUUCUUGAAGCCGAAAUACAAGGGCAAGGAUCAAUUGACUGGGCCUACUUUCUCUUUUCUUAUUGAACACAACUCUGGCAAACGGCUCUUAUUCGACCUGGGCAUUCGCAAAGAUGCGGACAACAUGGCUCCAACCAUUGUUCACAGCUUCAAGUCAAAAGGCUGGACUGUCAAGGCCGAGAAGAACACCGCAGACAUUCUCCAAGAGGCAGGGUUCGAUAUCCAAGGAGGAGCCAUUGACGCUGUGAUUUAUUCUCACCACCAUUUCGACCAUGUUGGAGAUAUGACCACCUUCCCUCCUUCUACUCAACUCAUUGUCGGUCCUGGAUUCAAGGAAGCCCACCUCCCUGCAUAUCCAAUCAACAAAGAAUCGCCCAACUUGCAGAGCGACUUCGAGAACCGUGACGUCCGAGAGGUCGAUAUCGCAACCGAGGGAGCCGGCCUGAAGAUUGGACGUUUCAAUGCUUACGACUACUUUGGUGAUGGUUCGUUCUACCUGCUGGAUACACCCGGUCAUGCUCAGGGGCAUGUGUGCGCCUUGGCUCGCACCACUGCACCAUUGGAUGCCCCAGCGACCUUCGUCAUGAUGGGAGGUGAUGCUUGUCACCAUGCCGGAGAGUUUAGACCCUCGCAAUAUCAGCCUUUGCCAACGGAGGUAUCUCCUUCGCCAGAGUCACUGCCACAACCAAUCUGCCCAGGUCAUCUUUUGCAGGACGUACAUUGCAACAAGAGCGCAAACCAACCAUACUACGAGGUCACAGAGAGCUUCUGUUAUGACUUACAGCAGUGCCACUCUACUGUCGAGGGGUUGCAGGAGUUUGAUGCUUCAGAUGACAUUCUUUUGAUCAUAGCGCAUGACGCAAGUUUGUUGGGAGCUCUCGAUUUCUUCCCUGACUCAUUGAACCAUUGGCGUGAGAAGGAUCUGGAUGCAAAGACGAGAUGGAGAUUCUUGGGUGAUUUUAGCGAAGCUGUGGGUAGGCAGUAG
Aureobasidium pullulans EXF-150 is the source of this 1107-nucleotide messenger RNA. Its product is annotated as Metallo-hydrolase/oxidoreductase. The record is from RefSeq and is a predicted model, not a curated record. The transcript is spliced from 2 exons. NCBI's taxonomy places the organism in Eukaryota, Fungi, Ascomycota, Dothideomycetes, Dothideales, Saccotheciaceae. Bases 1 to 1107 code for a protein of 368 amino acids.